Mastomys coucha (southern multimammate mouse) is the source of this 10880-nucleotide messenger RNA. It is a transcript of the gene Gpr26, whose product is annotated as G protein-coupled receptor 26. The transcript is spliced from 3 exons. Gene Ontology annotation, cellular component: membrane. Gene Ontology annotation, molecular function: G protein-coupled receptor activity. The record is from RefSeq and is a predicted model, not a curated record. Lineage: Eukaryota; Metazoa; Chordata; Mammalia; Rodentia; Muridae. Gene Ontology annotation, biological process: adenylate cyclase-activating G protein-coupled receptor signaling pathway. Bases 478 to 1491 code for a protein of 337 amino acids.
GACAGAGAGAAAGCCUCAGAGCGGGAGGGUGUGUGGAGCAGAGCCAGAGCUUAGAGAGACCCAGUGAGGGCGGGUGCAGGCAGAGGCAAAGCCAGUGACCUCAGGUGCCUGCGACCCCGGAUUCCAGGGCACUACAGGAGUUCAGAGGAGCACCGGGCUACCGGCCAAGAGGUGGUGCGGGGCUGGGGGAGAACACUCGCCUAGGUGAUCGCCGGUGAGGUGACCCCAGACUCCGAGAGGUUCCGUGCCCAGGUGCUCGCCUGGGAGGUGGUGAGGGGCUCCGGGUGGCUGCGUGUCUAGGUGCUGGCCCGGGGGGGUGGUGCGGGGUUCUGGGUUGCUGGAUGCCCUCUGGGUAGCCAUGGCGACAGGGGCCAGGGGUCGCUGGGCGGCCGCAUCGCCGAGGGGCUGAGUCGGCAGAGGGCUGCGCCAUGGCGGCGCGGGGUUGCCGGCCCUGAGCGCCAGCUGCGGGCGCGCACCAUGAACUCGUGGGACGCGGGCCUGGCGGGGCUGCUGGUGGGCACGAUCGGCGUGUCGCUGCUGUCCAACGGGCUGGUGCUGCUCUGCCUCCUGCACAGCGCUGACAUCCGCCGCCAGGCGCCGGCGCUCUUCACUCUCAACCUCACGUGUGGCAACCUGCUGUGUACCGUGGUCAACAUGCCACUAACACUGGCCGGCGUCGUGGCACAACGACAGCCGGCCGGGGACCGUCUGUGCCGCCUGGCCGCCUUCCUCGACACCUUUCUGGCAGCCAACUCCAUGCUCAGCAUGGCCGCGCUCAGCAUCGACCGCUGGGUGGCUGUGGUCUUCCCGCUGAGCUACCGUGCCAAGAUGCGCCUGCGAGAUGCCGCCUUCAUGGUGGCCUACACGUGGCUGCACGCGCUCACCUUCCCGGCCACUGCGCUCGCCUUGUCCUGGCUCGGCUUCCACCAGCUGUAUGCCUCAUGCACGCUGUGCAGCCGGCGGCCUGAGGAGCGCCUGCGCUUUGCUGUCUUCACCAGCGCCUUCCAUGCGCUCAGCUUCCUGCUCUCCUUCAUCGUGCUCUGCUUCACGUACCUCAAGGUGCUCAAAGUGGCCCGCUUCCACUGCAAGCGCAUCGACGUGAUUACCAUGCAGACGCUUGUGCUGUUGGUGGACAUCCAUCCCAGUGUAAGGGAACGAUGUCUGGAGGAACAGAAGCGGAGGCGACAGCGUGCCACCAAGAAGAUCAGCACCUUCAUAGGGACCUUCCUCGUGUGCUUCGCACCCUAUGUGAUUACCAGGCUGGUGGAACUCUUCUCCACAGCGCCCAUUGGCUCCCACUGGGGUGUGCUGUCCAAGUGCUUGGCCUACAGCAAGGCUGCUUCUGACCCUUUUGUGUACUCCUUGCUGCGACACCAAUACCGCAGGAGCUGCAAGGAGCUCCUGAACAGGAUCUUCAACAGACGCUCCCUUCACUCUGUGGGCCUCACAGGUGACUCUCACAGUCGGAACAUUCUGCCAGUGUCGGAAUGAAGGACCACUCUCCUGUUGGGGAGUUCAGAAUGAGGUGGCCAGAGCAGAGGGAGGUGGUCUGGGACUCCUGGGUGGACAAUAACUGCCUGGUGAUUGCCGUUAUUCUGAUGUCUGAACAAGAUCUGGGGCCUGCUUCUUGGCUCUUCCAGGGCAGAUGCCAGACUGUCCCUAUUUGUCACCAAAGGAUGGCCAUAGGCCACGCUCUGGCCUUUCUUUCUGAGAGUGUGUUUUGAGAGCUUAGACUCACCAAAGGCCUCCCAGAGGAUGGUAGCCCAGGUAGUGUCAAGGACACAGAGUGCUGGUGGCAGGUGUGGGGCAUGACAUCCACCUGUUUGCUAACUACUGGUCAUGGGGCUCCAUGCUCCAAGGGACAUUUUAGUGAUGCUGAAAGCGAGGCUGUCUGUGGCCAUCUGGCUCCAGAUCUACUAUGGCAUCUCUUUUCCCCUUGAUAGUAUUUGCUGCUGUAACCCAAAUAUUAUCCAGCUGGUGCCAACUACAUCAGGAUCAGCUAAUAUCCUUGGGCCCUGCACUCAAUGGGAACACAUUUAACAACCAGCUUGCUGCCUACCAGAUGUCUUAGGAAUGAGAAAUUGGAUUCAACUUUUGUCCCUCUUCCAUCAAACUAAUGUUUGCGUGUGUUGACAAUCUUAGCAUGAAAGUGGUCUCAAUAGACAGGUCUUAGAUAAUGUUAGAUUCCAUGAAAUCUGAGCAGGAAGUUGCCUUCUUCUGAUUUGCAUGCCAAAGGUAAGGGAGCCCAGGAAAGCAGGAAGAUGGUGGCUGGUCUGUCCUACCUCCCCUAAGUUGGUAGGGAGGACUUCCUCUUGUCUUAGACAUCUUGCCAGUCAUAUCCUAGGAGCUGACUUGAACGGGGAUGCAGUCUUAGUUUUCAGAUACUUGCUUCCAUUAUCCUGGUGGCUCAUUGCCCUCAUUCUGCAACUUUGUCCUGAGAAAGCAGGAGCUAACCAAGGUCACCACAAAAGUGCUCUGUGCCACUGAUGAGAGAGUUCAGUUAGUAUAAGAUGCUGUUCCUGUAAUAUAUAUGCCAAUCCAUUGGGAGCCAUUGUCUUAGUCUCAUUAAAAACUAAGAUAAGGACAGGAGAAAUAGCUUAGCCAGUAAAAUGCUUACUGUGCAAACAUGAAGGCCUGAGUCCAACCCCAAGAACCCAAAUUAAAAGUAAACUGGACAUGGUGGUAUACAAUUGUAAUCCUAGCACUGGAGAAGUUAGAGAGGGGACUCUACAGGACUCACUGCUCAGCCAAGACUUAUCUGAUUGGGUGAGUUACAGGCAGUGACAAUUCUCAGAAAAGAAAAGAACAAGGUAGAUGCCAGCUGAGAAACAACGCCUGAACUUGACCUCUGGCCUCCACAUACCUACGUGUGUCAGUGUGCACACACAUGCACACGCAUGUGAGCACACUCGGCCCAUGCCUACUCACUGUCUCAUUAUCAUUUCAGACUUGCUUGAGAAUGCACAAAGCAGUUGUGUCUGAGCCCUGUAAGUGACUCCUCUGGGUGGAAAGAGUGAAAUCACAAGUAUCAUUCUCUCCUAUUGCUCCACACAUCCUAGUCUCAGAAGCAUAGGGGGAACGAUCCACCAGGGACCAACCCGAAGAAUGUUAUUUACCCUGCCAAGUAGCCCCGGUAGUUAAAGGCAGACUAAUGUCUGCUUAUCUAUUUGAAAAGAUGGCCUAUCAUUAACUCUUGGCAAUUCAUUUAGAAAACAACUCCAGCAGGCCUAGUGUUCUCAGGCUUCUGAGUUUCCAUGGAGACCAGAAAGGCAAUAGUUGUGACAUCUGAGGAGGUUUUAAUAUCCUCCCAUUGCUGGGAGAGGUAUGCUCACACCUGCCUUGUUAGAGAAAAAGAACGCGGGCACCAGUGAGGACUGGCCAGGACAUUUGUUUGGACUUGGUCUCCAGCUCUCCCCGGCUAGUCUUCUGGGGGAUCUGGUAAGGUACACCCCUCCUUUCUGUGAUGGGGAAUAUUACACCAGUGGCUUGAAAUUAACCAGGGUGGAAGUUUUAGUACACUCAGAAUAGCUAAGUGUUAUAAAUCAAGCCUUCUCCCCAGAGAUCUGGUUGUCACCCAUCUACCAGCACAACACAGGCCACCCCAUUUGUCUCUGGAGCAAAACUCUCCUGGUUCAGAAUCCAUUUGGUCCCAUCUAUCCUAAAGCACAAUAUUCACUUCUAUAGCUUUCCUAGUAAUAAGCAGUUGCCUACCUUCUGUUAUCCCAACACUCAAAGUGCUAGGGAAGUUCAAAUCAAGCAUGAGGGUAAGAUAGCAUGCACAAAAUUACUCCCCUUUCCACACAAUACUGCUGAAGUUGGGCAACAGAUGAAUGGGGACUCAGAGGGUGGGGUCAGGAGACCGGAAAAGGCAAAUCAUGACAACCACUUCCCCCAUGUUGCUUUGGAAGGAGAGUAACCCUGCAAAUCCUUUCUCUGUUCGCUCUGUAUAGGCAACAUGUUGUGUACCCUGAGUUGAAUUGAGAUCUCCUUGUCCCUUCCUUAGCCAGGAAGCAGGAUCUGCCACCCACAACACCACAUAUCUGGAAGGAUGUACGCUGUAAUUUUCACUAUGCCUCUAAAACUGCUUGCCAUCUAUUAAAACUCGAUACACUGGCAUCAUGUCACUGACAAAAACCCAAAUAAGCCUGUUGAUGGAGAGUUUUCAUUAUCACUUAGACACAGGCUUGAAAACCCAAGGGAAGUGAGUAGAGAGCAGCUCCAUUGGCAAUGGACACUAGCCAAUGCUGCGGCAAUUGCCUUCCCAUAAAUGUUUAUAGUCAGGUCUGCACACCUCUGAAACAUGCCCCCUGGGGUCACUGUUCCCACUUGAGCGAUCUACCUCAUUCUGGUAAACCAAUUAAUCCAACAAUGCGAGUUUUUCUCAGGUUUGAGGCAUAAAAACAACAACAAAGCCAAGGCAAAGUCAUUGGCUGGCUUAACUUCCACUAGUUUACAGAGUCACGUUCACUGCGCUUGCGCUUGAGAGGCACUGGGCAGGUGAGACCAUUUUGUGAAAUUUGAGAGUGGAACCUACAGAGGAGAGGACUUCCAGAUCUCAAAUCCACUCAGAGCGUUCGGUUCAGGUCUUACACACACUAUUAGUCUUUUAUGACCUCUCUGCCCCAGUCUAUGCUUUCCUUGGAUCCCUUCUAGGGGGUCAGAAUCUCAGAAACUUAGGGCCCCUGGGAUGCUUGUUGAAUGGCAAAUCAUUAGAGUCUGGGUGUUGCACGGCUAGCUCACCUCCCAUAGAUAUUUGUCUGUGUUCACCAAGCAUGGCUCAGUGGCCUCCUUGGCUCAUCUCUGGUCUUUUCUUUCAGGACUCAGCUAAGGCCCCCAUCACUGAGCAAUAAACCUCUCGCCUUGUGUUUGUGAGAUUUGUUUUUUUUAUCAUUUGUCCUUGUCCUUGAGAGAAGGUAGACAGAGUAGAGCCAAUCCUGUGGACUGGUCGUCACCUGUUCCCAGUCUUAGAUGCACAGCAAGCACAUCUGUGCUUGGCUGUGAUGUGGCUGCCGGAUGAACCAAAGGCUGUGUGUUGUCAGGAUUUGACCAUAACACGGGGUUAAGUAAGUUAGUUGCCUGAUUUUCCUGAGGUUAUUCUAUAAGGUGCUAGAAAUUUCAUGGAUCAGCUCAUAGCCUUCAGCCCAUGAACACCAUGGAGAAAGGGCUGGAGGCCAUGGGGUUUCCAUUGCCUUCCUGAGGUCUGAGGGUUUGAAUGGAGAUAGUGACUCUUAAACUUCCUCAUCCUCAACUGUCACCAAGGAAGGUGUUCAGUAUGAACUCCAGAGUUCUCCACUUCAAAGGUGAAUUCAAGCAAGCUGGCAGAACUUGAGAUUCUAUGAUCUAUAUAUGAUGUAUAUAUUGGUGUUCAGGCGGCUGAGUCAAGUGAUCUUCCAACUGUAGAAAGAUGGUCUUAAAUGUCUGGAUUAAAUGUCCAGAAACCCAGAUGUCUGGCUUGGGCAGUGUUUCCUUUGACCUCUGUGAUGAUCUAGGAAGUAGAUCCUACUAGGCAUCUUCACUUUAUAGAGAAGAUUUUUUAGUCCUGGGUACACAGAGACUUGAGGAAGGAGCUAAGCAGGGUAUAGGAUCCAGAAGGGUUUGGUGGCUGUCAGUCCCCAUCAAAAUGUAUCCCUCCCUUCAGCUCCCAAUCAACUGUCUCCUUUUGCUACUAGUAUCUAGGGAAUUCUGAAGGGCAGUGCCACCUUUAUCCCUCACAGUGAUAGCUCACCUACAGGGACACUAUCUGAUUAGUAUUUUAAGAGUUGAGGGCUCCUUGUCAACCUGUACUUUCAGGAAACUUUGGGCCAUCAUCUGCAUGAGCAUAGUACUGAGCAGCAUUCCUCUAGGAUUCACACAGAGAUGAGGGACUGAGUCUGUUGUAGGGAGAGGGUAGAAGGGCACAGCCUCUCCACCCAGUCUGCUCUUACAGGCAUCUGUGUAGGAGGAGCCUAUCUUGUAAAUUCCCCACCUCCCUAACAGCUCCCAUUUCCUCCCAAGCUCAAGCAGCCUGUUGUCUCCUAGGGAGCUGGGGAGCUCACUUUCUUUCUGUCUUUGCUCCUUGCCUGACCUAAGGGAGAUGGCAGGAAACACAGGCCUUUUCUGCCUCUCUUCAAAAAUUGCUGUGGAUUUACAAGUCUCCUCAGCUCCUUCCCUGACCACAGAGUAAAGAACAAAAGAUGAACACUUUGGGCAGUCAACUUCUGGGAGGGAGAAGGCAUGGGACCUAAGGAAUGGAAUUGUGAAACAUCAGUGAUCCAGCAUAGAGAGGGGUCACAGCUGGAACUUAAGCUGUGCCUCUCAGCCCGACCCACACAUCAUAAGUCAAGGACUAUGAUAUCCCAGAGAUCCGGAGAAAUGGGCUCCUGCAAUGAUAUGCUGAUUGGCAGAUGGCAAAAGGUAGAUUUGACCAAGAGCUAUGGAGUUCUUAUCUGUCACCCCAUAGUCCUGUAAGCCAGAGCUUCCUGUGCCUUGCAGGCCCCAGGGGAGAUGAGUGUCGAGGUGGGCCUAGGUUAAGGGUGCUACUCAGUGCUAUUCAGGGCUGUUUCAGGAGCCCCUGAAAGUCUUUGAAGAGGAAGCAGGCUUUGAGCCAGAACUGCUAGUACAGCCUUCAGUGAGACAUAGAUGUGGACCAGCCUGGGAAGGAUCCAGUGGGGUGGAGCUUAGCAUGCAUCCAGGAACUCUGUCCAGUGGAUGCUUGGAAGUGGGCAGUAUCUCCCAAAAUAUGGUGAAUGUCAUUUGUGUUCAAUGGGGUGGAUGUUUGUGAAGCCAGAACAAAAUUAGAAAAAGACAGGGAGAAUAAUCCACAUGUAUUUAGCUAUCCAAAAAGAGAAGAAAGAAAAGUAGGAGGAAAGAUAAGGAAAAGAAGGAUGGGGGAGGAGGGGAGGCAAAGGGAAUCACGUUCACUUUGAGGGCGUUCACUUUGAGGGCAUUGACAAGUACUCAUCUUUUAAAAUUGAAUAUUUUAUUUAUUCAACACCUAUCCCUUCCCUCUAACACCUUCCCUCCCUCUCCCCACACAAGCUCUCCCUUCCAACUUCAUAUGCUUUUCAAAACCCACUGAGUUCAAUGGGUGUUGCGGGUAUGUGUGAGGGUACAGGGCUAUCUAUGGGGCAUGGACAAUCUACCCAAGGCUAGACCUCAGAGGAAAACUGAUACUCCUUCUCCAACAGCCCUCACUACCAACAACUCCUCAGCCAGAUUGGGGCUUUGUGAUCUCCUCCCCCAGCCAUGCUGGAAUGCCAACUGGCUUGAGCUUAUGCAGUUCUCGUGAAUUUAGCCAAGCCACUGUGAGUUCAUGUGCACAGUGGGUCAGUGUCAUGCCCAGACUGUGCUGCAAUCCUCCCAGCCUCUGGCUCUGACAAUCUUUCUACUGCAUCUUCAAUGAUGGCCCCCAAGUCUUGGUGAAGGUGGCGUAAUAUCAAUGCCUCAGUUAGGGCUGAGUACUCUAUAGCCUCUGGAUCUCUGUAGUUCGACCAGCUGUGGGUCUCUGAAUUAAACCCUAUUUACAGCAAAUACAAACUCCUCUGAGGGUUGAGAGCUGUCCAGUCUGAAGGUGCAGGGAAGUGAUGUCCUAGAGAGCAAUGUUCAGUCAAAUAUAUACAGCUGUGGGGCCAUUCACUGGAGCAUGGUCAACCUAUCUGGCAACAUGUUUAAAAACAAACUGAUUCUCUCUUACAAGAGCCGUGCACUGUCCAUGCUUCCUCAGGUAGAGCUGAGGGCUCAUGAACCCCUCCCCCUCCAUGCUAGAAUGCUGACUGGUGUGAUCUUGUGCAGGCAGCCACAGCUGCUGUGAAUUCAGAAGCACAGUGGCUCUGUCAUGUCUAGAAAACACAAAGGUUUUCAGUCUGAUCCUCCCCAACCUUAUGACAGUCCAUGAGCCUUGCUGUGUGUGUGUGUGUGUGUUAUAGAUAUUCUAUUUAUGGCUAAGCAUUCUACAGUCAUUUAUCCUCAUUUGGUCCGUUGUGACUUUCUCUACUACCUAUCAUCCACUGUACAAAGAUACUUCUCUGAUGAGAUUUCAAAGCUGCAUCAAUGUCUGGGCAGAAAUAUAAACUUAGGGGGCAGUUCAAUGCUGUCUCCAUUUAUAAAAAUAAUAGUAUUAAUAUAUAAAAGAACACAUUCGCCUCUGGAGCUUAUGAGCUCCCCAACUAUGGAUUAUUGGGUAGAUUUACAGUACCAGGUAUAUGUUUCCUUCUGUGUAGUAGGCCUUAAAUCCAAUCAGAAAAUAAUCAAUUACCCCAUAACACUGGUUAACUGUUGUACCCAUGGGCAACUUUUGCCAUGCUGGUCUUUACUGUAGUUACCAAGAUUCCCAGCUGGCUAAGACUGUUAAUGACAUUUUCCCCAGCACCCUGCAUAGCACAUUCCAGUAUUAUGAGAGUUAGCCAGCAAGAGAGGAUGCUUCCUGGUCAGUCUUGAUUUUACCACAUCCUAUGACUGAUGUGUAUAGUAUCUUCAGCAGUAGGAUCGUCUCAUCAAGUUCAGGUGUACAAGGAAGCCAACAUUUACCCUUAAUGGCAGUGUUCAUUCCUUUAUUUAUUUAUUUAUUUAUUUACUUAUUUAUUUGCUUGCUUACUUACUCACAGGUUGUCCCAGCUGACCUUUAAUUCACCAUAUAGCCUACACUGGCUUCAAACCUGCAGUAAAUCUUGUAGUGAUAAGCAAUCCCCCUGCCUCAGCCUCCUGGGUGCUAGUACAUACAGUGACAAUUCAGUUCCAAGAAACCAAGCCCAGGCAGAUUCCCCCAGGGUACCUCUUCAAAUGAUAUCUUGAGUGGGGACAAAUGUGUGUCUUUGUUUUGUGAUUGUGUGACAAGGUUGACAUCCAUGCAAAGCCUGCGGGCUACUGCUACCAGUCCCUGGGAACAAAUGGAAGAAUUAACACAGCGGGGGCAGCCAUGGUACAAAAGCUGGCCUCACACUUCUUAGGCAUGCCGCAUCCUCCCUUCGUGGGAUGGGGGAUAUUGCACGGUUCAUUCUUACAGUGUGUCAUGUAAAUACGCACUUCACAUUUAAAGGCCAAAUACGAAUCAACUCAAUAGCAACAGAGCUCUGUUUAUCGUGUACACCCAUGUUUAAGGAUUUUUUAAAACAAUUGAUAUUUUAGAGUCAAAGGCCUAUGUGUAUACCUUGGAAGUGUCUGCACUUAGAAACUCUGAGACAUGGUAUUUCCCCUUUCCCGUCACACAUGCCCAAUCAGUCUACACAGUCACCAUUAUAUUUAUUCCCUAGCAUGGAAGUAGAGCUCAUGAUCUGAUGGCUUCAAAAGAUCUAGACUCUCUAUCUGGAGACAGGCAGUCUCAGGCUCAGGCCACACUCAUUAAUACCCAAAGAGAACAGGCUUAGGGCAGAAAGCACAUCAGAGGCCAUCACAAUGGCAUUCCUGCAAUGUGUCUGGGUGAAUGGAACCAGGUCAUAAUUGCUCAGGGCUGGUUAAAACCCCCAACACCCAGCCUGCAAAUACCCAGGUCCCCAUUGCCUUCCUUCAGCUCCUCUGUUGCCAAACCUUUGCUUGAAUUAUUAAUAGUAACCAACCCACCCUGCUCAAGAAAGCUUCAAAUGCCAAGUUUCUUUGCAAACUGAAAUAAUUCCAAACCUCAGCAGUCCUGUUUCACAAGAAAUGUGUAAACACAUCCCUCCUGGAGCAUAGAGGCAUUCAUGGGAUCUGGUGCCCCACCAGGCUCAUCGGGGUCUCGUGCAGGAAACUCAGUUGCUCUGAGUUGCAAACAGUAAUCCAGAAGGUACCUGGUCUUGCUCUGCCUGCCACCUGGGGCAGUUACCUUGCUGUUGAAUGGAUCAUGGUCUUUGCUAAGGCACUUCUAGGCGAAGGGAUUGAAACCUUGCCAUAGAAAUGUUGUCUUCUCAUUUGGUGAGCAUGGAGGAUGCUUUUGGGUAGAUAAAAAAAAUCUUCCUCUACUGUUUUGUUCAGUGUGGUGGAUGACAACAGACACCACCAGCUAUACUCAUGCUCCCUCCCUCCCCAAGGAAGCACAGUGAAUAUACCUUGCCCAGUACCCAGUAGAAGAAGCAUCACUUCCUGUAGUUGAGAGGAAAGUUGGUUGAAGGCCACCUAGCAUGCCCUCCUGGAGGCUCCAGGUUACUAGGGCCCCAACGACCAACACUUUAUACUCCUAUCUUCGUAUAUUGCUUUUGUUUUUGCUGUCUCAAAGGAAGGUGAGCAGAGUCAUGCCACCCGUCACUGGAGGCAUCCAGAAAGGGCCAGUAGAUGACACAGAGGUCUUCCAUGGCAAGGACACAUCAAGUGUAUCCAGCAAGGCUAAGGCUAGGAUUCUAUGAGGAAAUGGACUUUAUAUCUUAGAAUUUCAAGAAAAACAAGAUUUCAGAAAAUUAAAGAUAUUUCUGAUGACACUUGGUUGGUUUCUACAGUGUUGCAGUUCCUCUCUAGCAGACUCUUUGGAAAAUGAACUGAAAUACAUGCAGAGUCAGUGCAUCCGUGUGCAUGCCCACAAACGCACACCGCAUAAGGCAAAGGUUCAACACAAACAGCUGAACACUGAGUACCAAACAAAGGGAGCAGAAGGCUACUGUCUUAUGUCAUUGUGCUUUUAACUUUGCUUUUUAAUUUAACCAACAGAACUAUGGUUCCAUUAUUCUUAAAUAAAAUAUCACUAUUAGCUCUCCCAAUGUGGCAACAUUGCCUUCCCUGUGACACACCUGCCGACGGCUGUAAGCUGAUGAAACAGGACUCAAGAGAUUUGAAUCCAAGGCCGAUGCUGCCUGCUCUGUUUACAAUGGCUUAUGUUUUGUGAAUAUAUAUCAAAUGCUGUAAUAUAUUUUUAUGAUAGAAUUGAUGGUUAACACAAGGGAAAUAAAUAUAUUGUGAUUCUGUCCAAUAAAGAUUCCUGUUAUAAAAUCUCACCUGUA